UGAUUCCAUAAUUCCAUGAUUUUUGGAUUAACCUCUCUUACAGAACCCAAUCUGUUCUGUAUAAAAMGCCACGCGUCAAACGGAGUACCAGUGCCGAUUAAUAUCUUCCAAUCUGCGACUGCGACAAAUUUAAAUCUGUUUUCAGUCACCGCCUUCCACUUCAUAGUCGAUGCCAUGAGCGCCGGAGCUCUCCUCUACUCCUUCUCUCCGACGCCCCCAAAUCCAUUCUCCCUCUCCCAAUGGAGCCCCAAAUUCCCCUCUCUUCCGCAGGAUCCACGCCGCUUCGUCUUCCAGAUUUCCACCACACAUUCCGGAGGGAGGGGGAACUGGCGGCUCUGGGCCGAUGUCAAAUCCAAACCCUACGACGUCUCCAAAAAACCUCCCAAAUCGAUGAAAUUCGAGUCCUCCAUACGCAAGCCUGUGCUCGAGGACGAAGAAGAAGAACAACAGCAGCAGCUCGCCGAUGAACUUCCAUGGUGGAAACAGUUCCCCAAACGAUGGCUCAUCGUCACCCUGUGUUUCUCCGCCUUUCUUCUCUGCAACAUGGACAGAGUAAAUAUGAGCAUCGCUAUACUUCCAAUGUCAGCAGAGUACAACUGGAAUCCACAAACCGUUGGUUUGAUACAAUCCUCAUUUUUCUGGGGAUAUCUCCUCACUCAGAUUGCUGGUGGGAUAUGGGCAGAUACAGUUGGAGGAAAGCUAGUUUUGGGAUUUGGUGUGAUAUGGUGGUCAGUUGCCACAGCUCUCACACCUGUAGCUGCUAAAAUUGGGCUACCCUUUUUGCUCGUUGUUCGUGCAUUCAUGGGGAUUGGUGAGGGUGUUGCAAUGCCUGCCAUGAACAAUAUACUCUCCAAAUGGGUUCCUGUGGCAGAAAGAAGCAGAUCAUUAGCACUUGUUUAUAGUGGAAUGUACCUUGGUUCAGUAACAGGCCUUGCCUUCUCACCAUUUUUAAUCCAUCAGUUUGGAUGGCCGUCAGUUUUCUUCUCCUUUGGCUCUCUCGGAGCGGUUUGGUUCACUGUCUGGCUCAAUAAGGCACACAGUUCACCACUUGAGGAUCCUCAACUGAGACCACAAGAAAAGAAGCUUAUUUUUGCAAAUAGCGUUUCCAAGGAGCCUGUUAAAAGCAUACCCUGGGGACUGAUCUUGUCCAAAGCACCAGUAUGGGCUCUUAUAGUUUCUCAUUUUUGUCACAAUUGGGGGACAUUUAUUCUUUUGACAUGGAUGCCAACAUACUAUCACCAGGUCCUGAAGUUCAAUCUCACAGAAUCUGGACUUCUUUGUGUUCUGCCCUGGCUAACAAUGGCGUUUUCUGCAAACCUUGGAGGCUGGAUCGCCGACACACUUGUGAGCAGAGGCCUCUCAGUGACUACAGUUCGCAAGAUUAUGCAAACUAUUGGAUUUCUUGGCCCUGCAUUCUUCUUGACCCAGUUGAGCCAUGUCGAUUCUCCUGUGAUGGCGGUUUUGUGCAUGGCCUGCAGCCAGGGAACUGAUGCAUUCUCUCAAUCCGGGCUAUAUUCAAACCAUCAAGAUAUUGCCCCGCGAUACUCUGGAGUGUUACUUGGUCUAUCAAACACAGCUGGAGUUCUAGCAGGAGUUUUUGGGACAGCGGCUACAGGUUACAUAUUGCAACACGGUUCAUGGGAUGAUGUUUUCAAGGUUUCAGUUGGGCUGUACUUGGUUGGAACAGUGGUUUGGAAUCUCUUCUCAACUGGUGAGAAAAUAUUGGACUAACCUUCUAGAAUGCAACUUUUGCCCCCUCAUUUCCAACCUAAUUCUUUCCUCCAAACCAUUGGUUGCCCACUGUAUAGUAGAUUCUCUUAGGGGGGUUUUUGGUAAAAUAUCAUUUUUCCUUUUUUCUUAGUAGUUGCCCAUUGAAUAUUUUUGGUGAUUUAAGUAAAUAUUUAUAAAUAAAUCGUUUGUGUAGUGUAUAUUUUCA
Molecule: messenger RNA, 1936 nt
Organism: Momordica charantia (bitter melon)
Lineage: Eukaryota; Viridiplantae; Streptophyta; Magnoliopsida; Cucurbitales; Cucurbitaceae
Gene: PHT4;1
Product: phosphate transporter 4;1
Biological process (GO): transmembrane transport
Molecular function (GO): transmembrane transporter activity
Source: RefSeq, a predicted model, not a curated record